AUGGCAGUGUCUGGUUACUGGCCGAUACUCUGUUUCGUGGUCCUGUGCCGUCUGAAGGACUCCCUGGGCCAACUGAACUCGACCCAAAUGGAUGAGGUCCUGGCGGCGCCCACGAGAGACUUGCCGCGAUUGAGUCUCUGGCUUCGCGGCAGCAGGCAGCACCAGGACGAGGCUAAUCCUUAUGUACAGUGGUUCCUGCAUCGCUCCAAUAUGUCACUGGAAAUCCAGAGCUACGAGGAGAAUCAGGAAUGGGUGGAGGAUCCCUUUGGAAGGGAUAACGUUGCUCUAGUCGUGAGCUUGGACCUGAUCCUGAGCAAUCAGGGAGCUGCAGCUCCCAUCGAAAAGGCCCCCAUGUUCUUCUACAUCCUGGAGGACCAAAGCCAGGACUUGACCCUCAACGAACUGGACAUGCUGGAGGACAGUUGCCGCAAACUGUGGAUGCUGCACAAGAUCUACAAUCGCUUCAUCUUGGCCAGGGACUCCAUUUGGAUAUACGAUCCAUUCCAGCAUCGUGGCUCGUCCUUUGGCCAAUUGAUUCGGUACCAUGGAGAGGAGCCUUUGAAUAGGCUGCUCUUUCACGACAUGCAGGGAUAUCCUCUGCGCAUCCAGAUGUUCAGAUCCGUUUAUACCAGGCCGGAAAUGGAUCCGGAAACGGGUCUCUUGGAGAGGGUGACGGGCGUGGACUUCCUGGUGGCCCAAACGCUCCAGGAACGUCUCAACUUUACGAUGUUACUCCAGCAGCCGGAUAAGAAUUAUUUUGGGGAACGCAGCGCCAAUGGGAGUUAUAAUGGCGCCAUAGGAUCUAUCGUAAACGAUGGCCUGGACAUCUGCCUGACGGGAUUCUUCGUCAAGGACUACCUGGUGCAGCAGUACAUGGACUUCACGGUGGCCGUCUACGACGAUGAGUUGUGCAUCUAUGUCCCGAAAGCCAGUCGUAUUCCCCAAUCCAUCCUGCCCAUCUUCGCCGUGGGCUACGACAUCUGGCUGGGGUUUAUCCUGAGCGCCUUUGUGUGUGCUUUGAUUUGGUUGAUCCUGCGGAUCAUCAACCUGAAGCUCAGGAUCAGGGACAGAAGCGACCAGCACCUGCUAAGCCAGGCCCUGGGAAUCGUAGUCGAUACGUGGGUGGUGUGGGUGAGGGUUAACCUGUCCCACUUGCCGGCCAGCUAUGCUGAAAGGAUGUUCAUCGGGUCGUUGUGCCUGGUGAGCGUCAUCUUCGGGGCCAUUUUCGAGUCCAGUCUGGCCACUGUCUAUAUCCAUCCCCUGUACUACAAGGACAUCAACACCAUGCAGGAGCUGGACGACAGCGGCCUGAAGGUCGUCUACAAGUACACCUCCAUGGCGGAUGACUUGUUCUUCAGCGAAACAUCCCCGCUCUUCGCGAGCCUGAACAAGAAGCUCUCCUGGAAUCGGAACCUCUACGCGGAUGUGAUCGACGAUGUGGCCCGGAAUGGUGGCAAGGCGGGUGUAUCCCGGUACACCUCCCUCACCCUGGAGUCCUCGCACUUUAUGCUACUCCGCAAAAUCUGGGUCGUUCCAGAGUGCCCCAAAUACUACACCAUAUCCUACGUAAUGCCGCGGGACUCCCCUUGGGAGGAUGCCGUAAAUGCUCUUCUCUUGAGGCUCCUUAGUUCGGGACUAAUUGUAAAGUGGAUACAUGACGCCAAGGCCAGGGUGGACAUCAAGAUGGGCUUGUCCUUCAUGGGAGGGGACUCUGACUCGGACCUCCUAAGAGUCCUUACUAUCGGAGACCUGCAGUUGGCCUUCUAUGUGGUGAUUGGCGGGAAUUUGUUGGCCUUUUUGGGAUUUUUUAUGGAACACUUUUGGCAGAGAUUAUUGAACAAGGGGAUACUGUCCAGUAAGGGUUUUUUGAUGAAAUAA
Molecule: messenger RNA, 1878 nt
Organism: Drosophila bipectinata
Lineage: Eukaryota; Metazoa; Arthropoda; Insecta; Diptera; Drosophilidae
Gene: Ir10a
Product: Ionotropic receptor 10a
Source: RefSeq, a predicted model, not a curated record